Phymastichus coffea is the source of this 908-nucleotide messenger RNA. RefSeq names its product C-signal (gene sni). The coding region runs from base 15 to 761 and encodes 248 amino acids. The transcript is spliced from 5 exons. The record is from RefSeq and is a predicted model, not a curated record. Lineage: Eukaryota; Metazoa; Arthropoda; Insecta; Hymenoptera; Eulophidae.
CAUAUAGAAAAAGAAUGCGAUCGAUUUUGAUAACCGGUUGUAACCGUGGCUUAGGUUUUGGACUCGUUAAAAGUUUGGUAAGAUCAAACAAUCCACCAGAGAAGAUAUUCGCCACGUGCCGAGAUGUCGACAAAGCCGCGGAAUUGACCGCACUUGCUAAAGAAGCAAAAACUAUUCAUGUGAUAGAAAUAGACUUAAGGAAUUCAGAUGAGCAUCCUAAGCUUGUCAAGGAAGUGGCAGAUCACGUCGGCAAUGCCGGACUCAAUGUUUUAUUCAACAAUGCUGGAACAUCGACAAAAUUCGCUCGACUUCCCCUUGUUAAAGAGCAGCAACUCACUGAAAAUUUCAUCAUCAACACCGUUGCCCCAAUUCUCUUGGCCAAAGCAUUUUUACCUUUACUGAAACAAGCUGCCGCUAAUCAUCCUAACAAGCAAGGUAUGAGUAUAGAGAAAGCUGCUAUCAUUAAUAUGUCAUCUACUCUUGGAAGCAUAACGAGCAAUGACGCUGGUGGAUUUUAUCCUUAUCGAUGCAGCAAGGCUGCAUUGAAUGCUGCUACUAAAUCAAUGAGUUUAGAUUUGAAAAACGAUAAUAUUUUGGUGAUAGCAAUGCAUCCUGGAUGGGUGAAGACUGACAUGGGCGGAUCGAAUGCUCCAUUAGAUGUGGAAACAAGUACAAGAGAUAUGCUCAAUACUCUAGAAUCACUUACUGAAAGACACACAGGUGCAUUUUUCCAGCAUGAUGGUAGAACCUUGCCAUGGUGAACUCACUUGUAUCCCGAUUUUGAUAUUAUAAAAUAUUGUUGAAUGUUUAAAAAUAGGUGCUUAUUUGUUUACGUAUUAUUAAUAAAUCAGAGUCAAAAAAUUAAGAUCAGCAACAUUUAAAUUUGCCUAUUGGGAUUAUGAUGCUCC